Molecule: messenger RNA, 5601 nt
Organism: Gadus chalcogrammus (walleye pollock)
Lineage: Eukaryota; Metazoa; Chordata; Actinopteri; Gadiformes; Gadidae
Gene: myom1a
Product: myomesin 1a (skelemin)
Exons: 37
Coding region: 198-4679 (1493 amino acids)
Molecular function (GO): protein binding
Source: RefSeq, a predicted model, not a curated record
GCCGAGUGGCAGCAUUAUUUUUGUUCUGUGGACUGUCGUCCUGUCCACUGCCCUGCACCGAAGCUCCUUUACCCCAAUCUGGACUGGCUUUAGUUUCCUUUUGGACUAGUACCUCGCAAUUUCUCUUGCUUUUCUUCAACUGAUUCAUUGUUUUGUUGGUGUGGAGCAGAGCCCCCCACCCCCCAUCCCCCCCGAGGAUGUCCGGAUCAGUGCAUCAGUUGGAGACGCGCCAACGCCAGCAGCACUUUCAGGAGCAGAAGCAGACUCUGGAGCAGCAGCAUCACUUUGAGAGCAGCUAUCACCUGAGCAGCAGGUCCUCUGUUAGCCAGAAGUCUGUCUCUCAUGAGCUUCACAAGAGCACUCAAGGGGCCAGCCUGAAAACGGCCAGCCUGAAGACCUCGCAGAAGACCUCUGUGAAGACAGAGAAGGCGAUGGCCUCUAAAAUGAGCCAUAUCACCAAGAAGGCCGAACGCAAGUACCUAGCCACGGACACAGAUCUCGAGGUCAUCGGCUACGUUGUCCCUGUAUUCAGAGCCAACCAUGAGGUGGUGCGGGGUCUGGCCGAGGCCCAGGACGAGGUGGUGAAGGAGGAGGGGGUGAACUACGUGGCCAUGAGGAACCUGUUUGUGAGGGAGUCCCAGGAAUCCAUGACGCUCACUGUGGAGAAGAAAACCAGGAAGACGAUUGUCAGGGAGUCGGCCGAGAGCCUCCAAUUGGACAGGAAGCUGGAGGAGAGGUCAGAGUUUCGUAAGAAGAUGAACUCAGACAGCCUCUGCCACCGUCCCGAGUUCGUGGUGAUGCCCCGAGGACAGACGGUCUGGGAGGGCAGGACCCUGAAGCUGCACUGCACUGUGGCCGGCUGGCCCAAACCACGCGUCACCUGGUACAAAAACAACGUUCUGAUCGACGCCAAGGCCCACCCUGAGAAGUACACCACCGAGAGCAACUACAACAUGCACUCCCUGGAGAUCAAGAAUUGUGAGUUCUUGGACACUGCUCUGUACCAUGCCUCUGCCCUCAACAUCAAGGGAGAGUCUUCUGCUACGGCCACAAUCGUUAUCAAAAGGUUCCAAGAGGGUGAGGAAGCAGGCCCUCUGGACCCUAAACCCCACGGAUUCAGUUCCGAGCACGGCGUCACCUUCGAGACCAGCAUCCUGGAUAAGUUUGAGGUGGCGUUCGGCCGCGAGGGCGAGACCUUGAGCCUGGGCUGCACCGUCAUCAUCUACCCCACCAUCAAGAUGUACCAGCCGGAAGUGGUGUGGUACCGAAACUCCGUGGCCCUGAAGGCGUCCAGGUGGGUGAACUCCCACUGGAGCGGUCAGAGAGCCACCCUCACCCUGACGCACCUGAACAAGGAGGACGAGGGCCUGUACACCCUGCGCAUCAACACCAAGUCCGGCUUCGACUCCUACUCCGCCUACGUGUUCGUCAGAGAUGCUGACGUGGAGGUGGAGGGCGUGCCCGUGGCCCCCCUGGACGUGCGCUGCCACGACGCCAACAAGGACUACGUGGUGGUGACCUGGAAGCAGCCGGCAGUGGAGGGCAGCAGCCCCAUCCUGGGCUACUUCAUCGACAAGUGCGAGGUCGGCACCGAGCACUGGGCGCAGUGCAACGACAGCCCGGUCAAGUACGCCCGCUUCCCCGUCACGGGCCUGGUGGAGGGACGCUCCUACAUGUUCCGGGUCAGCGCCCUGAACACCGCCGGGGUCAGCCGUCCGUCCCGGGUGUCGGACGCGGUGGUGGCCACGGACCCCUCCGACAGGGCCCGCCAAAGGGCCGGACCCUCCGCUCCUUGGACCGGGAUGAUCAAGUUCACUGAGGAGGACCCCACUGUGGGUGUGGUCCCUGGGGAGCCCAGCGAAGUGGUGGUCACUGAGGCCACCAAGAGCUACGUGGUCCUGGGCUGGAAGCCCCCCGUCCAGCGGGGUCACGAGGGGGUCAUGUACUACAUCGAGAAGUGCGUUGCAGGGACCGACCAGUGGCAGCGUGUGAACACGGGGAUGCCGGUGAAGUCUCCGCGCUACGCCCUGUUCGACCUGGAGGAGAGCGAGUCCUACAGCUUCCGCGUGCGCUGCUGUAACUCGGCCGGCGUGAGCGAGGCCUCCGGGUCCACCAGCAACAUCACCGUGGGAGACAAGCUGGAACUGCCCUCCUCCCCUGGCGCGGUGACGGUCACCAGGAACUGCGCCACCUCCAUCGUGGUAUCGUGGGCGGCCUCCAGGGAGGUGAAGCAGCUGGUGGGCUACUACAUCGAGUACAGCGUGGUGGGCAGUGAGGCCUGGGUGCCCAGCAACAACAAGCCCGUCAAGAGCACCAGGUUCGUGUGCCAUGGCCUGACUACCGGUGAGAAGUAUGUGUUCAAGGUGAAGGCCGUGAACGCUGCAGGUUACAGCAACAGCUCCCCUCUGUCUGACCCUGUCCUGGUCAAGGCUGCCGUCUCUGUCCCUGGGAAGCCCUCUGCGGUGACCCUGGUUGAGGCUGCCAAGGACUACAUGGUGCUGAGCUGGAGCGCGCCGGCCUCCGACGGCGGGGCCGAGAUCACGGGCUACUACGUGAACUACAGGACAGUGAAGGGAGAGGUGGUGGGCAAAUGGCACGAGCUGAACUCCAAGGCUGUUAAUGCCACGUCCUACAAGGCCGAGGGCCUGAAGGAGAACCUCUUCUACCAGUUCCAGGUGCGGGCCAUGAACAUGGCGGGUGUGAGCAAGACCUCUCUGGCUGCUAAAGCUCUGGAGUGCAAGGAAUGGACCAUCACUGUUCCAGGCGCUCCUCUCGGCCUCCACGUGCUGGAGGUGCGUGACACCUCCCUGGUGGUGCUCUGGGACGCCCCGGCGUUCAACGGGCGCUCCCCGGUCAUCGGCUACUUCCUGGACAUCAAGGAGGUGGCGGGCGGCGACGGUGCCUGGAGGGCCGUGCACGAGAAGGUCCACCAGAUCAAGUACAUGAAGGUGACCGGUCUGAGUGCUGGUACUUCCUACGUGUUCCGUCUGCGAGCAGAAAAUCUGGCCGGCGUGGGAAAACCAUCAGGUGUCCUCGGCCCAAUUCUGGCCCAGACUCACCCAGGCACCCAUGAGAUCGAGGUGGACGUGGACGACGACGGUGUGAUCUCCAUGAUCUUCCAGUGCUCUGAGAUGGCUCAGGACUCCGAGUUCAUCUGGUCCAAGAACUACAAGAGCAUCACAGACAGCUCCCGCAUCACUGUUGUUACCCAGGGUGGCAAGUCCAGAGCUAUCUUCAACAGCCCCUCCCUGGAGGACCUGGGAACCUUCUCCUGCAUGGUCACCAACACAGAGGGCUUCUCCGCCAGCUACACACUCACCGAGGAAGCUCUCAAUCGCCUUCUGGACAUCAGCCAUGAGCACAAGUUCCCUGUUAUUCCCUUCAAGAAGGAGAUGUCCAUGGACCUGCUGGAGAAGGGCCGCGUGCGCUUCUGGACCCAGGUGGAGAAAUGCACCGCCGCUUGCAAGGUGGAGUACGUGUUCAACAACGCGGCCGUCACGGCAGGACAGAAAUACUCAAUGAACUUCGACCAGAAGACCGGCAUCAUUGAGAUGUUCAUGGACUCCCUGGAGGUCACAGACGAGGGAACGUUCACCUUUAACCUGGUGGACGGCAAGGCCAAGGGAACCACCAGCCUGGUGCUCAUCGGAGACGAGUUCAGAGAGCUCCAGAAGAAGUCUGAAUUUGAGAGGGCUGAAUGGGUCAGGAAACAAGGUCCUCACUUUGUGGAGUACCUCGGUUUCACCGUCACCGAGGAAUGUAAUGUGCUGCUUAAAUGCCAGAUUGGAAACAUCAAACCCGAGACUGAGAUCGAGUGGUACAAGGACAAGGUGAACAUCCACGCGGACGACGAGGACUCCAAGAAAAUCGGGAUGGAGGACGGGCUGUUGACCUUUAACAUCGGAAAGAUUUCCAAGAGUGAUUCCGGCGUUUACGAGGUCAAGUUGAGGGACGAGAGAGGCAAAGACACGAGUACAUUCGAUUUGACCGACGCAGGCUACCAGGCUGUUAUGAAUGAAGUCUUUAGGGUUAUCGCCAACUCCUCCACCGGCAUCUCGGUCAUCAGCACUGAGCACGGAAUCGUGCUGUCCUCCAGCGUCAUCUAUUACACCCAUGAGCUGCGUGUCAGCUGGCUCCAAAAAGAGAGCAAGAUAACCAGCUCUACCAGGCAAGAGUGUGGAGUCACAGGGGAGCAGCUUUGGCUGAAGAUCAACGAGCCCACAGAGAAAGACAAGGGCAAGUACACCAUCGACAUCUUCGACGGCAAGGAUGGACUCAAGAGGGUCUUCGACCUGUCUGGCCAAGCAUGGCAAGAGGCAUUUGAAGAAUUCCAGAGGCUGAAGGCGGCUGCGAUUGCAGAAAGAAACCGCGCUCGUGUCGUUGGAGGCCUGCCAGAUGUGGUUGCGAUCCAGCAGGGCAAGUCCCUGAACCUGACUGGCAACGUGUGGGGCGACCCGGCCCCCACGGUCUGCUGGAUGAAGAACGACAAGGAACUGGUGACGGAUGACCGCUACACGCUCAAGUUCGAGAACGGGAAGUACGCCAGCAUCACCAUCGCCGGGGUGACCACCGCCGACUCAGGCAAAUACGCCCUGCGGGUCAGCAACAAGUACGGCACGGAGAACGGCGAUUUCACCGUCAGCGUGUACACCCCCGAGGACGAGGACAAGAAGGAGUGAAGUGAUGAUGGGGUUCUUAUGUUAGGAGUGGGAGGGGAGUGAGAGAGAGAGAGAGAGAGAGAGAGAGAGAGAGAGUGAAGUGGAACAGGGCUAUCUCUGAAAGUCGUUCACCCCAGUGCAAAAUAAGUACAGCUGAAGCAGUCUGAAUAAAAGAUGACAGGGAGAAAGUUACAACGCUUCCCUCUGCCUUUUUCCUGCACAGGGCUAAAAACAACAACCUAGAAAGCCCUGGGGGAGUGUUGCUCUUCACAGAAGGAAGCUCAGAUUAUGUAAUAGGGGAAUAUCUAUGUUGCUUAACAUGUCUUUUCUGUUUUUUGUUGCUUUUGGUCUUCAGAUAGUACAAAAAAGCCAAUCGGUAGACAAUCACUGUUUAGCAAAAGGAAAAACACCUAAUAAUCAAAACAUAGUUUUGAAUAACUUCCUAAUUUGUUAAAGUCUAUGCUCUCUCACACCAAGGCACCGCUGAGGUUAUGGUGUUGAUGUAAUUUAGUGUUUUUUUGGUUAUUGCUUUGCAAAUAUAAAACUCACCUAUAGACAAAAAUAAAUUCAUAAUAAUAAUCAUUGUAAACCAUGAAUGGAACCCAUUUCGUGUAUUAUCAGUGCGCUAUUUUGUCACUCUGUGUUUAAGUGACGUCAUGUAUGUAAGGCGAGGUCUCAAGUCAUUCAUCAGGAGGAGUCGAAAGAGAACAGGAAGAAAAGGUCGUGCAAUGUGGACAUGUGAACACUAAUCUGUCUGGGCAUAUGUUGCAUACUUCUGAUCGUGUGUACACACUGUAGAGAUCGAUAUACAAGCAUGACACUCAACGAAUGUAUUUACAAGUGUACGGGGAAAAAAAUUAAAAAACUUUCAAAUAAUGACUGCCCUCCAGAAUGGCUUGAGACCGAAAAUAAAUGUAUUCUCCAAUAAAGAAAGUUGACCUGG